AUGUCAGAUAGUAUAUUUUCUAGUUGUGCUAGUAUUUCAAAUUCGGAUUUUCUAGUGGAUGAUAAAUCGCUAAUACUACUAGGUGAUGAUGGUCAAUCAGGACUUAAACUACAAAUUCUGGAAUCGUGUCUUGAUAAUGUAAGUGAGCAGCUCCCAAUAUGCUUGAAAUUGGGCCUAUCUCGCAAUGGUUUUGUAGAUCAUCGGCUGAGAAAACCACUAUGGUAUCAUAUUCUUUCAAGCAGACUAUGCCGGAAUGACUCAACUAGUGAAGGAAUGCCAGCGCUUGUACGGGUUGAUUCAGGCUACUCUGGUGCAGAAAUUUGUGGUGAUAAUGAGCAGGAGGAUACAACUAUAGUUAAUGAGAAAUAUAGCGAGUUGCUAGAUGGUGAUGAGCGUCAGGUUGAAUUGGAUGUAAGGCGGUCUUUUGGGUUUAUUGAGGACGUAAAUGAGAAGGAGAAGUUGCGGGAGAUUCUAAAAAGUACUAUUUUGAAGUUUCUUAGGAAAUACCCGGAAUUACGUUAUUACCAGGGCUAUCAUGACGUUGUUAGUGUGUUUGUUAUGGUAUUCCAAGAUGGCCAGGCGUCUGAUAUGUGUACCCCUGAAUGCUCAAAGCUAGAAAGAGUACCUUCGUCGGGUCGAAGCAGCAAAGACGAGGGAAUAAUGACGUCAGAUAUUGAUAUUGAAGAGGCAGACAUGUUUACCACGGUUGAGAUAUUUACCCUUCUGUACUUGCGCGACUUCAUGAUGGAUACCCUGGACUUCACCAUACAUCAUUUGCGCAUUAUUUCACUGUUAGUCCAGGCUGAAUGCCCUAAGUUUUACGAGGAAGUUAAGCUAGCCACAGUGAAUCCAUUCUUUGCCCUUUCUGCCAUUCUUACUUUAUUCAGUCAUGAAUUGAAGCCCGAUUUUGAUGAGACAUCACCUUUGUAUCAAAUAUUUGAUAUGGUGAUAUCUUCAGGGAGUAUGAUGCUUCCGCUCGUGAUCUACGCAAGUAUUUUGCUUGAGCUUAAGGAUGACAUAUUGUUUAAGUGCAAAACACAAGCCGAUUUGUUUGAAAACAAUACCGAUUUAAUCCAUGGGGUUAUACAGCAAGUCCUCCAAGCCAACCGUAGUGUGGAACAAUGGAAUAGUAUUUUGGACAGGAGUCGUUCUUAUCUGGAGGCACAGCAAGAGACUUCAUCGGCUUUUAGUGUUGAGAAAUACGAUUGGAUAAACCCGUACAGUGUGUUACGGACUUCCCCCGCUAACGAAGAAUACUAUACGAGGGGGGAACUCCGAACUAUAAUAUCCCAGGAAGUAAAGGCAAGUCAUGAAAGCGUACUAUCGGUAACACCUGAAUGUAAUAGUGAAGAAAAAAAAUCGAGAAGCUGGACCCAUUAUAUUCCGUUCAUAAACCUUGCUCCAUUCUGGAGGUGGCCAAUUUACGUGGUAGUUUUUGCGCUGUUGUUUAGAGCUUACAAUCAAAACCAGUUGAGCACAUACGGACUUUGGGCUAUGAAGUAUUGCGCUGGAAGAAUCGGUCGUAUUACAUCAGGUAUGUCAGUACCCCGGACUCUAAAUUAUGUCGGAAUUGGUGAUUUAUCGUGGUUUUACAAUUCAAUAAAUCCACUAUACGAGAUGCAUUCCCCGUAA
Messenger RNA from Eremothecium sinecaudum, 1632 nucleotides. It is a transcript of the gene GYP8, whose product is annotated as GTPase-activating protein GYP8. Gene Ontology annotation, biological process: endoplasmic reticulum to Golgi vesicle-mediated transport; positive regulation of GTPase activity. Gene Ontology annotation, cellular component: endoplasmic reticulum membrane. The record is from RefSeq and is a predicted model, not a curated record. The transcript has a single exon. Gene Ontology annotation, molecular function: GTPase activator activity. The coding region runs from base 1 to 1632 and encodes 543 amino acids. Lineage: Eukaryota; Fungi; Ascomycota; Saccharomycetes; Saccharomycetales; Saccharomycetaceae.